GUGCCUAGCAUUUGACUGAAUCAACGUUGAGUAGUGCUGCUGUUUGGCCAGUGAAAUGGCAGAAGAGAAAGAGGAGAGUACAAAUUUGUAAUGGACAAAGUCCGCCCAGUCCUUGGUCUUGCGCCACAGGCGUUCGGCUGCCCGGGAACAAGAGCGAAGGUAGCGGAGGAAAGAGCAGGUUCAAGUGUGACGUCCACACCCACUUUCUUCCAUGGGUGCUCAGAGGCCUCUCAUUGUACCCUGGCUAGUGGAACAGUUGAACGCUGAGCGAUACCCAGGGGUGUCGUGGCUGAACCAAGAACGGACCCGGUUCCGAGUGCCAUGGAAGCAUGGGUCUCGGCAGAGCGUCAGCUCUGAGGAUUUCCAGCUCUUCGAGGAUUGGGCCAUUGCCAGAGGCCGCUACCGCCCCGGGGUGGACAUACGGACCCCUUCGGACUGGAAGAGAAACUUCCGCUCUGCCCUGAACCGAAAGGACGGGAUCAACGUGAUGCAGGAUAACAGUACAGACUCGGAAGAUCCCCACAAAGUGUUUGAAAUCCUGCCGAACGCUGCACAUCUCAAUGGCGCUGCUCAGGGGGCAGCAAACGCAGCGGGCGGUGAUGUGCCCCCUAUCCCAGCUGCCAACUGGGGGGCGUAUGCAGACAGUCAGUCUUCUAGCCAGGACGAAACACUGGAGAGCGUGCUGAGUUCCCUGGAUCUCUCCAGCACCACAGAAGCAGAAAAUCCCGUUUGGUGCGGAGGCCUAUCCCCAUCCGACUUCCAACCAGCUCUUGCCACGGUCUCGGUGACACAGUUGGAUCAAAUCUUGGGAACCCAUGAGUUUGUGCCAGGAGAGGAAAAUGCUGUCUGCCUUCCCCCAUCCAGUUUGGAGCCAGUUCCACCCACAGACAUGAUGCUGCCAUUGCAACAGCUCUUAGGGGCCAAUGAAUUUGACACAGAUUUUGAGGUAAAGGUCUAUUACCGGGGUCGUAUGGUCCUCUCCAACAUCUUCAGCAACGUCCGGGGCCUAUGCUUUGUGCCUCCCGGCUCCCCUGGCCACUGUCCCGAUCUGGCGGACGUGGUACUGCCCGACCUGGAUAUCUUGAAUGACCAGGUGCAAGUGUCUUACACACGGCGCCUUCUGCAAGGGGUGGUCCCCGGGGUGAUCCUCCGUAUUGAGGGAACGGCGCUGUGCGGCACUCGCCGAGGCCCUUGCCACGUCUACUGGAGCCAGUCCGAGUUGCCUGAAGACAGGACGUUGUCCGGAGAGCUACCGAAGGAACACUUGGGCCCCAUCUCCUACCUGCAGCAGUUUGUGCAAGAACUGAUCGGAUUCAUUCAGGGACAGAACGGCUCCCCUAAUUACACCCUGUGGUUUUGCUUUGGGGAGGAGUGGCCUGACCCACAUCGCACCUGGAAGAAAAAACUGAUCAUGGUAGAAGUCGUCCUCAAGACUUUAGAGACUCUCUGUGAAUUGAGCAAGGCCUCAGGGGCGUCCUCGUUAAACGGAGGUGAGCCAGACCUAAGGAUUUCGGACCCACACCAACAAUCCCGCUUUUUGGAGCAACUGCGAGAAUGGGGAGAGAGAAUGGAGGUGCAGUACAGCAACUAGCCACGAAACACAUCUGCUCCCCACUCCCACUUCAUUGAUGGGCGGACUCGGCCCUCUUUUGAAUUUUGAAUUCUGUGCUGCGGCAGAAACGGCGUUUCCCCUUCUGCCUUGCCCAAGACGGGGUGAAGACAGACAGCUGAGGAGCAGCCCCCUCCUGCGGCGCCGGUCGCUGUUCCCAUGUAGGCACCUUCCGGUGGGGAAGCGGAUUGACUCAGUCGGGUUGAAUGAGCAUCUAGGAUAUGCGGAGGACGUUCAGUGUUCAAAACAAAACAAGAAAUGGCUUCAGAGCUUUUCUGUUUCUGUCCUUGUUGAUCUUGCUACCUGCAGUCACAUUGUAAACGGCACAACCCAAUCCGAAGCAGAAGCAGGACAAAACUGAAUUCAUUUGACCUUUCCUGGUAAAGCCCACUCUGGGUAGUCAACUCACGCCUAUUAGGAAUAACACUUUUCCCUACUUUUGCA
Messenger RNA from Elgaria multicarinata webbii, 2053 nucleotides. RefSeq names its product interferon regulatory factor 3 (gene IRF3). NCBI's taxonomy places the organism in Eukaryota, Metazoa, Chordata, Lepidosauria, Squamata, Anguidae. Gene Ontology annotation, cellular component: nucleus. Gene Ontology annotation, biological process: regulation of transcription by RNA polymerase II; immune system process. The transcript has 10 exons. The record is from RefSeq and is a predicted model, not a curated record. Gene Ontology annotation, molecular function: DNA-binding transcription factor activity, RNA polymerase II-specific; protein binding; RNA polymerase II cis-regulatory region sequence-specific DNA binding. The coding region runs from base 212 to 1591 and encodes 459 amino acids.